GAGGAUGGCAGUGCGGUAUCGAUUUUCUCCAUAACGGGUUCGAAUCCUCAAGACGCCAGGCUUGCUCCUGCCCGAAACUGCGUCAAGCGACUCAGAAUGCUGCGGCACCCGAACGUGCUGUCGUUUCUGAACAGCCUGGAGGUGGAGAAGGAGGAGGGCGGCGUGCAGAAGCCGACCAUUUACAUCAUCACCGAGCCUGUCAUGCCACUGGACCUCCGACUCAAAGAGCUCAAACUCAAGGGGCCGCAGAGGGAUGAGUACUACGCAUGGGGAUUGCUGCAAGUGGCCAAGGCUGUCAGCUUUCUCAACAACGAUUGCAAGCUGGUGCAUGGCAACGUGUGCAUGGCGUCGGUGGUAACCACCGGUGCGCUGGACUGGAAGCUGCACGGCUUUGAUGUGCUGUCAGAGUUCGAUGGGGGCAAGGCGGACGCCCCUGAGGGGCCCAUGCUGCCAUAUGAGUGGAUGGUGGGCGCGCAGUACAAGUCAAUGGAGCUCGCCAAGAGCGACUGGGCGGCCAUCAGGAAGGGCCCUCCCUACGCUAUCGACUCCUGGGGCCUUGGCUGUCUGAUCCAGGAGGUGUUCUCCGGGCACCAGCUGACACGCACAGAAGAGCUCCGAAACACAGCUUGCAUUCCCAAGACCCUUCUCCCGGACUACCAGCGUCUGCUCAGCUCUGCCCCUGCCAGGCGACUCAACCCUGCCAAGCUCAUUGACAAUAGUGAGUUCUUUCAGAACAAGCUAGUGGAAACGGUGCAGUUCAUGGAGGUACUCAGCCUCAAGGACAGCGUGGAGAAGGACGGAUUCUUCCGCCGCCUCCCCGCCCUGUGUGACCAGCUCUCGCGCCCCAUCCUGCUCAACAAGAUCCUCCCUCAGCUCGCCUCCUCCCUCGAGUUUGGGUCUGCACCCGCGCCUGCGCUGACCGUGCUGUUGAAGCUGGGCGGGUGGCUUAAUCAAGAGGACUUUAAUGCUAAGGUUCUCCCCACUCUUGUGAAGCUCUUUGGCUCAUCAGACCGAGCCAUCCGGGUAUCGCUACUGCAGAAUCUGGACUCAUUCGGCGCGCAGAUAGCCCCCAACGUGGCGGAGGAGCAGGUGUUUCCGCACCUCAGCUCCGGAUUCACUGACACGUCGGCUCUCCUGAGAGAGCUCACACUCAAGUCCAUGCUGCUACUCGCCCCCAAGCUCUCGCAACGCACCCUCGGAGGGCCGCUGCUCAAGCACCUCUCCAAGCUGCAGGUGGACGAGGAGGCAGCCAUCCGCACCAACACCACCAUUCUGCUCGGCAACAUUGCCAGACAUCUCAACGACGCUACGCGCAAGCGAGUGCUCAUCAAUGCCUUCACUGUCCGCGCUCUAAGGGACGCCUUCCCCCCUGCCAGGGCUGCAGGCAUCAUGGCACUGUCAGCCACAAGGGAGUACUACGACGCCACUGAGAUCGCCACCCGCAUUUUGCCUGCUCUGGUGGUGCUCACAUUGGAUGCCGACACUGACGUGCACACCAGGGCAGUCCAGGCCGCCUUUUCAUUCCUCCAGUCCGUUUCUGAUUUCCAUGCUAAGCUGGAAGGGCUCUCGGUGGGACAACGAGCCCCGGGAGCAGCCACACCUACUGCUGCUGCUGCUCCUGCUGCUUCCGGCUCUUCUGGGGGGCUGUUGGGCUGGGCGGUCAGCUCACUCACCUCAGCAGGGCCCAAGGCAGGCCCCACUGCACCAGCUGCCGAGGCUGCUGCUGCUGUUUCAUCAGGAGAUUCCACCACUGCCACUUCUGCUGCUGCUCCUGCUGCUGCCGCUGCAGCAUCAGAGCCUGAGGGCAAUGGGUGGGGAGAAAUCGAGGAAGAGGAGGAGGAGGAAGAGCAGCAGCCGAAACCAAAGCCCUCCGUUCACCGACCAGCCCCUGCCAGACCCACCGCCCCCUCCUCUCACACCUUCUCCAAGCCUGCCCCAGCCGCACCUUCCCCAGCUGAACCCGAAGCAGAGGAGGAGGAGGAGGAGGAGGAUGGGGACGGGUGGGGUGAUUUGGAUGAUGGGGAGGAGAGCUCUGCGUCUAAGGGUGCUGCCGCUGCUUCUGCUGCCGCUGCUGCUGCUGCAGCGUCGCUCUCUCGCAUGCAGGCAGCACAGCAACGGCCUGUGGUGCAUCAUGCGCCGGCUGCUCCUGCUGCUACCCCUGCAGCAGCAGCCCCCACUGCGUCGCCUCAAAAAGCGGCACCGGUGCGGCCAGCAGGGGUGAGAUUAGGUGGAGGGGCAGCAGCAGGCAAGGCAGGUGGGUCCCUGGGUGUGACAAGAGGGAAACCGGCGCCAGCAGCAGCCUCUUCUGCUGCCCCGCACUCAACCAGUAAGGAUGAAGACCCCUGGGCCGCUAUUGCUGCUCCUGCUCCUGUCAGCUCUGCCAAGCCUCUCCGCGCUGGAGCUGGCGCGUCCGGCUCAGCGGUUGGCAGAGGUUCGGCAGCGAGCCGAGGCGGAGGUGGUGGUGCGGCAAGUGGGCAUGUGAAGCUGCCAGCAGGGGCGAAUAUGGAUUUAGAGAGUAUGCUCGGGGAUGACAGUGGGGGGAAGAAACCCACUGGCAUGAGGCUAGGAGCACAGAGAAUCAGCCGAUAG
Closterium sp. Naga37s-1 is the source of this 2589-nucleotide messenger RNA. Lineage: Eukaryota; Viridiplantae; Streptophyta; Zygnematophyceae; Desmidiales; Closteriaceae. The record is from the annotation of a GenBank genome assembly.